CGCGAGGCUACAAGCAGUAGUCCCGAACUGUUACUGUACAAGGUGCUUGAUGCGCGCACACCUUGCACCUCCUCCUUUUUGCAACGCAUGUCCCGGGCGCAGCUCAGACGUAGAGGCUGCGUGUGGAUUCCAGGAACACCAGGAACAGCCCAGGACCCCCAGACACGAAUCCACGGUGAAGCCGAGGAGAGCUUGAACAUCAUUGCUGCUGGCGAGUCUAAACCCGGGAUACGGGUGUCUUCAUGAAUGAACAGAAAGAGAGGGGGGGAACCCGAAUAUUGCUACGGCGUGCCUGAGACAUGCGUUAUAGGAGUCGAUCCUCUUUAAGGUCAUACUGUAGUCACUGUGAAGUCGACCUAGAGAAGUAAAGAGAAAGAAGAGAGCCAUAGCUUUGGGAUAGUGAGGGACGGAUUGUCUUUGUUGGAUGCUGCGAUGACGAUCUUAUUGGCCAUUCCGUUUUUAGUCCUGGUCGUAGCCAUGACGAUGACCACAUGCGCUCAGACAGAGAUGAAGCGAGUCGUUGGGGACAACGCCACGCUGCCCUGCCACCACCAGUACUGGCCUGGCGACGAGCCCACCCUGGACAUCGAGUGGCUCCUCCUCAAGCCCACCAACAGGCAGAGGGUGCUGAUCACCUACUUCGCCGGCCGGGUGUACGACCCCAACGAUGCGGACCGGGGACGCAUGGGCUUCGGCGGGGACUACCUGAGGGGGGAUGCCUCGCUGCUCAUCAGCGACCUGACCCUCACCGACUCUGGGGAGUACAGCUGCAAAGUGAAGAACGGCGGGAAGUACGAGUGGACCACCAUCAGCCUCAUAGUGCUGGUGAAGCCCUCCAAGCCGCGGUGCUGGAUGGAGGGGAAGCUGCUGGAGGGGGCCGACGUGAAGAUGAGCUGCAAGUCGAGCGACGGCUCGGACCCCGUCCUCUACAAGUGGGAGCGUCUGAUGGACAAGGGCAAGUACGCUGGCAAGCUGCCCCCGAUGGCCCUUCUAGACUUGAAAAAUCCUGAGAUCGUGACUCUGAAGAACCUGACCAAGGAGAGCGCUGGCGUGUACAAAUGCACAGCGAGCAACGACGUGGGAGAGGAGAGCUGCAUCGUGGAGGUCAAGAUGCACUACGUGCGCGGGAUGGGCGUGGUCGCCGGGGCCGUGGUGUGCGUGUCCUUUGGCGUGCUCCUCAUCAUCCUUACCGUGUGGCUGGUGUUCCGCAAGAAGGAGAUGAAGAAGUACGAGGAGGAGGAGACGCCCAAUGAGAUCAGGGAGGACGCAGAGGCCCCCAAGGCCAAGCUGGUGAACCCCAACUCCCUCUCCUCCUCCCGCUCCGGCAGCUCCCGCUCCGGCACCUCCUCCACCCAGUCCAUGGUGCACGGGGCCCCGCCUCCGCCGCCGUCCCAGCAGCCCCGCGCCCAGCGGCCCUGCGUGCCCGCCGUGGCCGCCCUCCGGGAGGGGAAAGCCAGCCAGCCCCAGCCCCCGGCCUACCUCCAGCACCCCGGCCACACCCUGCCCCCCCACGGCCACGCCCACGCCCCGGGCCCCGCCAGGACACCCGAGCCCCGGGCUGCCGUGCCGGCGCUGACCCUGCCCCCCUCCUCCUCCUCCAACAACACGGCCGGAUCCCACCUCGACCCCCGGCCCAAGGCCGGGCCCAACCCCAAGCUCAGCCCCGCCAACCUGGCCCGCAUGGGGGCCAUGCCCGUCAUGAUCCCCGCCCAGUCCAAGGCCUUCCAGACUGUGUAGGACCUGGAAGACCCGACCAGGGGAGGAAGAGAGAGAGAGAGAGAGAGAGAGAGAGAGAGAGAGAGAGAGAGGGAGAGAGAGAGAGAGAGAGAG
Molecule: messenger RNA, 1830 nt
Organism: Gadus morhua (Atlantic cod)
Lineage: Eukaryota; Metazoa; Chordata; Actinopteri; Gadiformes; Gadidae
Product: CXADR-like membrane protein
Exons: 7
Coding region: 433-1737 (434 amino acids)
Cellular component (GO): cell surface; membrane; cytoplasmic microtubule
Source: RefSeq, a predicted model, not a curated record